Molecule: messenger RNA, 3505 nt
Organism: Dendronephthya gigantea
Lineage: Eukaryota; Metazoa; Cnidaria; Anthozoa; Malacalcyonacea; Nephtheidae
Product: cleavage and polyadenylation specificity factor subunit 2-like
Biological process (GO): mRNA 3'-end processing by stem-loop binding and cleavage
Cellular component (GO): mRNA cleavage and polyadenylation specificity factor complex
Molecular function (GO): RNA binding
Source: RefSeq, a predicted model, not a curated record
GUUUUUCAACUGGUUCUCCUCCAACUAUGCGUUUCUGUCGAUGCUCGAUACUCCGACCUCUGUUCACUACAGAAUAUGGUCUUGAUCAGCUUGACAGUACGUGGAGCUUGAAACGUUUAUACUUAGAGCUUGUUACUGUGGUAUUCUGAGGAUAUCAGGUCACUAGUAUCUCAAAUGAGAUUAGCAGAUCAUCAACAUUUCAUGCACUCCGCACAUAAUGUGAGCACCAUUUUGCCGCGCAAAGGUAGGUGAAAAGACAUUCAACUGUCUUCGCGGUGACCAGUGACCAUAGGCCACCACCAGCAAACCUAUCAGCAUGGUCUCCCUCGACGAACCAUGGACAAUAUCCGAGGACUUACUGAGCUAUUUUAAAAAGAAUCGAGAAACGUUGCUAUCCGAAAAAUCCUUCGCCAAUAAUGCUCUUAUUAUAAGAGCUAAAAGAGAGAGAUGCACUACAGCCCCCAGACCCAUGAUGUUUGUUCACCUUCCUGCAUAACUCUGGGGAUUAUGACUGGGGCGUUGCUGUUAAAAGGCGUGCCUUGCGAGGAAAGAUAAAUUGAGUGGUAUUUAAAGUUCACUACAGUUCAUCGACGCUAUAGAAACGUAAUUUGUAAAAAACGUAUUUUGACUAGAAAACAUUUUACAGCGAAAAAAAGUCGAAAAGGACGGAAGUGUCUGUGCUGUAACUCGUUCUAUGCCUCCAACGCUUCACUCUCGGUCAAAUUCAAAAUGGUGGACGUCGUGGAAGUUCGGAAUUUAUCUGCCAGUCUGAAUUUUCACUUGAAAAAAUUAUGCUUUUUUAUUCCUUUUGGUGAUUCUAAAUAAUAUAUAGUCUCUGCUGUGUCUUAAUCCUUGGCAGGCCGGUUUAUUGGAAAUUGCCUCAUUUUGGAAAGGCAGAAAGUUUCAUCAAUUGUAGGGCAGACUGGCCACGAAAAUCUUCUAAAAUGACUUCUAUCAUCAAGCUCACAGUUCUUUCAGGAGGACAAGAUGAGACUCCACUUGCUUAUCUCUUACAAGUCGAUGAGUUUCGGUUUUUAUUGGACUGUGGAUGGGAUGAAUCUGUCAGUGGAAAAGCUAUUGAACCUAUAAAACGACAUGUAAAUCAAAUUGAUGCAGUAUUGAUUAGUCAUCCUGAUAUCUACCAUCUCGGAGCAUUACCAUAUCUUGUUGGUAAUGCUGGCCUCACUUGCCCAGUCUAUUGCACCAUUCCUGUUUAUAAGAUGGGACAAAUGUUUAUGUAUGAUUUUUAUCAGUCUUGUCAUAAUUAUGAAGAUUUCGAACUUUUUUCCCUGGAUGAUGUUGAUGCGGCAUUUGAUCAAAUUAUCCAGCUCAAGUAUUCCCAACAUGUUAGUUUGAAAGGCAAAGGUCAUGGUUUAACAAUCACUCCAUAUGCAGCGGGACAUAUGAUUGGGGGUACAAUGUGGAAAAUUGUUAAAGAUGGUGAAGAAGAUAUAAUAUAUGCUGUGGAUUAUAAUCACAAGAAAGAAAGACAUUUAAAUGGUGCAGUUUUGGAAACACUAAGUCGGCCUUCGCUACUUAUAACUGACUCUUACAAUGUCCUCAAUUUUCAAGCGAGGAGGCGAGAUAGAGACACUCAACUCAUGUCACAAAUCUUGAAAACAACAAGAAGAGGUGGCAAUGUUCUUCUUGCAGUAGACACAGCAGGUCGUGUUUUAGAACUCUCACAGUUACUAGACCAGCUAUGGCGGAAUCCUGAUUCAGGACUUCUAGCAUAUUCACUAGCUUUGUUGAAUAAUGUUAGUUACAAUGUUGUGGAGUUUGCUAAGUCAUUGGUUGAAUGGAUGAGUGAUAAAGUGAUGAAAUCUUUUGAAGUUGGUCGAAAUAAUCCUUAUCAGUUUAAGUAUUGUAAACUUUGCCACAACCUGGCUGAUUUGGAAAAGGUCCCUUCCCCAAAGGUAGUACUAGCUAGUAUGCAAGAUCUCAUGUCAGGUUAUGCUAAAGAUUUAUUCAUUGAAUGGGCUGAAGAUGAGAGAAACAGUAUCAUAUUCUCAACAAGAACUGCACCAGGAUCUGUAGCAAGAAAACUCAUUGAUAAUCCUGGCACUACUAAAAUCGAUUUAGAGAUCAAGACUAGAAUCAAGUUAGAGGGAGCAGAAUUAGAGCGUUACUGGGAGGUUCAGAAAGAGAAAGAAAAGGAUAAGAAAAUAACAGACUCAGGAAACAAAAGCAAAGAAACAAUUGCAGAGAGUGACAGUGAUAGCGAAGAUGAAGGAGUUGGUUUGACAUUUGGUGGAAAAGCAAGACAUGAUUUGAUGAUGUCCGAUGAAAAGAGAGGAAACAAGAGUAGUUUCUUCAAACAAGCCAAAUCAUAUCCCAUGUUUCCUUGUAAGGAAGAGAAGGUGAAAUGGGAUGAAUAUGGUGAGAUUAUUAGACCAGAAGAUUAUGUCAUACCUGAAACAACUUUGCCUGAAGAAAAGAAAGUGAAGACUGAGCCUGCAGAUGCUGUUAUGUCAGACACAGAAAUGGUUCCUGUAGGAAAUGAUGAUCGUUUUAGUGUUCCAACAAAAUGCGUAGUGGAGAAACGAACAAUUGAUAUCAAGUGUUCACACAUGUAUAUUGACUUUGAAGGAAGAUCAGAUGGUGAGUCUAUCAAGAGAAUCAUUUCUAUUGUCAAACCAAGACAGCUGGUGGUUGUACACGGCAGUCCAGAAGCAACUAAACACUUGGCAGAAUAUUGCCGUAGAAAUAGCGAUAUGGAAGUGAAGACUGUGUUCACACCAAAUACUGGAGAGACAGUGGAUGCCACUAGGGAAAGUCAUAUAUACCAGAUUAUACUACGUGACUCCUUGGUGAGUGCACUUCAGUUUUCUGAUACGCGUGAUGCAGAAAUUGCCUGGGUUGAUGGACAGCUUAUCAAGGAACAUUUGAAAUCUUUACCACAAGAAGAUAUAAUGGAUGUGGAUACCUUUGAUUCAGUACCUGUUUUAGAACAACUGCCUUUGACUGAGAUUCCAGGUCAUGAUCAGGUGUUUAUAAAUGAUCCAAGGUUGUCAGAUUUUAAGCAGAUCCUUCAAAAGAACGGUAUUCAGGCAGAAUUUGCUGGUGGAGUCUUAGUUUGUUGUAAUGGUGUGCUCGCUAUUACCCGGAAUGAAGCUGGACGUAUUGGUUUGGAUGGAGCAGUGUGUGAUGACUACUACAAGAUCAGAGAGCUACUGUAUGAGCAAUUUGCAAUCUGUUGAGAACAUCCACUAAUCCCUCUCUUGUUGAGACACAAAACCAGGUAAAAAUUGAUGUAAUUAAUUCCCUGGUAUCAGCAAUGAAAACAGCAUCAUUUGGAAAGGGAAAAAAAUUGCAUUAAGGAACAAACCCAGUAGGCAGCUAUGCAAAUAACAGAUGUGCGCAGAUGCAAUGCAGCUGCCUAAAUCUUUGUGCUCUGACUGCUAUCAAUUACGCUGAACAUAAAAUCCUUUCUCUGUUCAUUUCAUUUGUUUCAUCCAUUUGUAAAUAGCAUUUCUAUGCAGAAAAAAGACAUCACCAAUAAACC